This is a messenger RNA of Penicillium subrubescens, 297 nucleotides long. RefSeq lists its product as uncharacterized. The transcript is spliced from 2 exons. The coding region runs from base 1 to 297 and encodes 98 amino acids. NCBI's taxonomy places the organism in Eukaryota, Fungi, Ascomycota, Eurotiomycetes, Eurotiales, Aspergillaceae. The record is from RefSeq and is a predicted model, not a curated record.
AUGAGAUACUUCUUCGCUCUCCCCGUUUUGGCUAUUUCGGCCCUUGCCAUGCCCACGAAUGACGGCCAUAAGGGCGAUGAGGCCGUAGCAGAGACUGUCUGCGAAAGCCACCAGACAGUUGUUUGCAGCGGAAACGGAAACGGUGGUCUGCUUUCUCUGGGUAACCUCCUCUCUGGCCUUCUUGGUGAGAGCUGCUCCGGUGGUGAUGUCUACUGCUGCUCGCAGAAGGACGUGGAACAGGUCGGCCUGAUCAACUUGGAUCUCAACUUGCAGUGCAGCUUGAACCACCUGCUCUAG